GGCCGCACGUGGGCGCGCGGGUCCGUCACCGCCCACCGAGCGGCCUGAGGGGCGCCCGGGCGGCGGCGGCCGGGCCCACCGCGCCGGGGAGCGGCCUGCGGGCCUCGCUGGGCGCCUGCCGGCCCCGGGGCUGCACCCGCGCCCUUCUUCUGCACCGGGCCGAACCCCGCCGUGCAGCCCGGGCGGUUGUAGCGCAGCCCCGGGCAGCGGAGGGGGCGGGUCCGCGGGUGCUGCGAGGACACGCUCGGCUCUUCGGUCCCGAAUCUGAGGGGUUUGUUGGAGAAAGGGCAGAGAGACGCCGUGAGAGCGGAGAGAGAGCGCGAAGAUCCCGGGGCCCAGCCCCAUCGCCCGGGCCAGGCGCUGCUGCCGCCCUCACGGCCCCGGUCCCGGCAGGAUGAGCAUGGCCCAGGCCGGGGCCGUAGCCGCAGCGGCCUCGGGGCUCCUCGUCUUCUUCCUCUACUGCUCCAUCCACAGGGUCGAGGAGGGACACCUGGCCGUGUACUACAGGGGCGGUGCGUUGUUAACCAGCCCGAGCGGACCAGGCUACCACAUCAUGCUCCCGUUCGUUACCACCUUCAAGUCCGUGCAGACCACGUUGCAGACUGAUGAAGUGAAAAAUGUGCCUUGUGGGACAAGCGGCGGCGUUAUGAUCUACAUUGACCGAAUAGAAGUUGUGAAUAAAUUGGCACCGUAUGCAGUGUACGAUAUCGUGAGAAACUACACCGCGGACUACGAUAAGACCUUAAUCUUCAAUAAAAUCCAUCACGAGCUGAAUCAGUUCUGCAGCGCCCAUACCCUGCAGGAGGUAUACAUUGAGCUGUUCGACCAGAUAGAUGAGAAUCUGAAGUUGGCCCUACAGAAGGAUCUCAAUGUCAUGGCACCAGGUCUCACUAUCCAGGCCGUGCGUGUUACGAAACCCAAAAUCCCAGAAGCCAUCCGAAGAAAUUUUGAGUUAAUGGAGGCCGAGAAGACCAAGCUGCUGAUCGCAGCCCAGAAGCAGAAGGUGGUGGAGAAGGAGGCAGAGACGGACCGGAAGAAAGCGGUCAUUGAGGCAGAGAAGGCUGCGCAGGUGGCCAGGAUUCACUAUCAGCAAAAGAUUAUGGAGAAGGAAACAGAGAAGCGAAUUUCUGAGAUUGAAGAUGCUGCAUUCCUAGCAAGAGAGAAAGCAAAAGCUGAUGCAGAGUACUACACUGCUCGGAAACUGGCUGAUUCCAACAAGCUAAAACUUACUCCCGAGUAUCUGGAACUAAUGAAAUACCAAGCGAUAGCUGCGAACAGCAAGCUGUAUUUUGGUGACCGCAUCCCCAACGUGUUUCUGGAUUCCUGUGCCUUCCAGCAAGCCAACCUGCGGACUGCCCAAGAAACCAGCCUCCCUUCACAGGAGGCCCCGGAGCCCUCUGCAGAAAGCCACCUCAGAGCAAAGGAAAACACUGGCUGACAGAGGUGGAAGGAUAACCCGGUGUAGCUCAACAGCCAGCCCAGCUGUGGAUGGGGAUGUUGCCUUGUGCUGGUGUGCCAGAUGCGGCUUAUGCGUGGACAUCUUGUGUGUAGGUGGCAGUUGGGUUGAUUUUUCUCCUAGCAACACGUUGCAAGUGCUCUGCCUCUUCCGUUUCUUCCCCUAUUAAAUUGGUGCUUCCAAAUGAGGGAUAAUCCUGUACUAACAUACCUAUACUGGAAUAUUAAAAGACAGACACCAGGAAAGCCUUCCGCGGUAGGUGCAGUUAUUUAGCAAGCGUUCCUCUGGAGGUUGGAAGUGUGGCUUUGAGUGCUGUGUUGCUGCGCACUGGUCGUUCCCCAGCGCUCCUUGCUGAGGCCGAGUGAAGAGGUUUCCUUCGUCCUGCUGAGGAAGCUUCGCUUUGUGGACUCUGAGGCAGGUUUCUACCAUCGCUAUCAUGAGGACUCCAGUAGAGUGGGCUCUCCUUGGCCCGUGGAGGCUGUGUGUUCCUGCUCAGGCCUGGCGAGGAGCGAUUUGGUGUGGAAUAGGUUAUUUGAAUAGGUUCUGCAUAGCCAUAAUCUUUCCUCUAGGCAGUGGCACUAGAUAACAACUUGGAGCAAGCAUUCUCUAACGUGCUUCUGUAACUCCCCCUCUCCAAGCAAGAGCCUCACGCUGGCUGUGACUGACUGUAUGUGGUACGUUUCAGCGGGGUGGCUGGGUUUCAUCUUGCACCCUAAACCAGAUUUCAGAGUGCAUGGAGCAGCUCCGAGCAGCAGGUUGGGAACAGAGCUGGGAAAUCUUUGCUCAGACCCCACAGCCUCCCUGGAGAUCAUCUCAGCUGGGAAAGGAGGCUGAACUUCCACUGCUCUGCCUUGCUGGCCAAGGGAAGGGGAAGAGAAGAGUGAAGGGACCCCGCUCUGCAGCAGAUCAGAUGGUUGACACCUCAGUGCAAAGUAGGUGAGGCAUCACUGCUCCCCCAUGCAAAAUCCACCACUUAAGAAGAACUGGGACCUGUCCUUGAACAGCCACGAUGGGAGCGUCCUGCUGGUCCUCUGGUCACUGGCCAGGCUUCGCUGUGGUGCAGGUUUUUGACUCGCAAACAGUGCUGGCAGGCUGCUCUUUUCUCUGAUGUGCGUUGUAAAUCCAGCUGCUCCCCACAUGCCACUGCAGGGUGAGAGAAAGAGCUGUGCUCGGGGGAAUAUCUGCUGGUACGAUGCUUUCCUCUUUCCCUCUGUCCUCCCGUCUACCUUGAGGACGUGCUUCUUUCUAGGACCUGCUCCUCGUUGUGUUGUGCGGUGAUCCCAGAAGAUGAUGGCUGGGGAAGCAACUGCCAAGAGGUUGAGCUGGAACGGCAUUCCCCAGCUGGCAGCACAGCAGCGUUGCCUGCUUCUGAACCCACCGCCUGCUCAGGGAUGGCCUCUCCUCCGCCAGCUGGGACAUCUUGUGGUCAUCCCGCUUCCCUGUCCCCUUGGUGCAGUGCUCAGCCCUGGCGCAGUUCACUGGACGGGCUGGUUGGCGGUGACGGGCCGGUGGGUGUUGAGAUCUGUCCCUGGCACCAUCUGCAGCCUCAGAGCAAGAGAAGGGACGUGCUUAGCUUUUGCGCUGGUGAAACAUUUAGCUCAAAACAUAUGGCCUGAGCUUUGCCUCUGCUAAUGAUUUCCCUACAUGAUUUGAGUGGGCUUCUGGCUUUCCAGUGCUGUGUUCCUGUCCUGUGGGGCUCCUCUCAGAAUAGCAGCAUCUCUCCUCAAGGAAGCCUGGUAACACGGUGCCUUAUGCUAUCUCAGCUCCUGCUCUGGCUGAUUCUCCUCCUUCUCUGGGGCAGAGCAGGGGUGUGUUGACUCUGCUGUUCCUGGUAAUACCUGACUGUGGGACUUUGCAGCAGCUUCAGGUGGUAUUUCUGUCCUACAUCUGUCUGCAACCUCCCAAGGUUGCUCUGCUCCAAGAUACCAUUUCCUCUUCAAACCCAGACGUGGCAGAAGCACAGGAUCAGGACCCUGCCCCAGAGAGGCCAGCUGAAGGUGCUGAGCACCAGUCCCGGCUCCCAGGGAUGGAGAUCAUGGUGCCUCCUCCUGCCCCCAAGGAUGAGAGGAAGGUGCUCUUGCUGUCACCAGGAGAGGUUUCUCCAUCUUUUGCUGCACACACCUGGUGCACAGGGGAUGUGUUACAGGUGUGUGCCCUGCAGAUCCCAGCCUGGGGAGCACUAAGCUGAGCUUUUGCUUAGGGGUGCUCAUGUCGUCACCUGCUGAAGGCUGUGAUGAACAGUGCCCUCCUGGCACAGAGCAGCCUUCGCAGGACACGGGAGGGCAGGGAGCAGAUGGGAUGCGUGUGUGUCGGGGUGGAGGCAGCGGAGCCAGCAGGCCGGGCAGAGCGAUGCGACGGGGCCGAGGGCAGGAGAGGACUGGGCAGAGUGUUCCCACCACCAGACCCUGCGGUGUCCCCCGGGUGAAGGGGACCGGGGCAGAGGGGGCAUGGCAGCGUAUAUUGUAGCUGUGGUGGUUGAAGUGUCUCCUGGAAGUGCUGUUUGAUUUGCGAGCUCAAGGUCUCCUUCCUCCUGCGGGAAGGGGGAAUCACAUCUCUGACCGUCCAGCUCCUGGGUGUCGCUUGGCUAGCAGCAUGUGUGUAGCAGCAGAAACAUGGCCACUUUGGUUGAAUUCUGAAAUGAAGCUGGGCUUUUAGAACAGCAGCACUGUUGGAGGGGAUGCAGGCUUGUCUCUAUGUGGUGCUCACUGGGGCUGGAAUCAAACCCUGGGCAUCGGGCUGGGUGGACAGGGUGUAGGUUCUGCCAGCCUGGAGAUGACAAGAGGGAAGGGCAGGAGGGAAACCACUAGAAGCAAUAACGAGGCAGCUCACAGCUGUCUAGUGAUCAGAGCAAGGAGGAGCUGCAGACCGUUGGGUCUGAGCCUGGCUGGGCCUCCCUGCGGCUGCCCGGCUGGGUGCAGGGACUUGCGAUUAGUGGCUGUCACCCUGCUCUGGUUUGGGUUGGCAUCAGUCCCGCAGCAGCGUGUGCAUGAUUCUCUGUGCCUCCAUCUGUGGCUUCAGAAGCGGGAGCGGGUGUGCAAGGGGAGGGAAUCGCCGUGGCUUUAACAGCCCAGUCUGGGCUUUGCUUCUCUCUGAGCUGGGAUGUGGCUGCAACUGGGAACGUGGCUUUGAACUGGUUUUUCUCUCUGUUCGAAAGGCCCAUGUGCUCCUGUGAGUGAAGGGGCCUGCCGCUGGAUCCACACCUUCUUUAAGGAAACACGAUACCGAUGUUCAAGUUUACAUGCACAGUGUUAAUUUCUUUUGAUAAAGCAGAAUAAAGUUAUUUUGUUACCA
Messenger RNA from Columba livia (rock pigeon), 4747 nucleotides. RefSeq names its product ER lipid raft associated 1 (gene ERLIN1). NCBI's taxonomy places the organism in Eukaryota, Metazoa, Chordata, Aves, Columbiformes, Columbidae. The coding region runs from base 395 to 1438 and encodes 347 amino acids. Gene Ontology annotation, molecular function: ubiquitin protein ligase binding; cholesterol binding. Gene Ontology annotation, cellular component: endoplasmic reticulum membrane; endoplasmic reticulum. Gene Ontology annotation, biological process: SREBP signaling pathway. The record is from RefSeq and is a predicted model, not a curated record. The transcript is spliced from 11 exons.